AUGCCGGAAGAUAUCACAAAAGGCUUAUGCACACAUAUUCUGUAUGCCUUUGCCAAAAUCGACAACGAUGGCAACUCGGUCGCAUUCGAGUGGAACGACGAAGACACCGAGUGGUCCGAAGGGAUGUUUUCCAGGGUUAUCAAGCACAAGCAGACCAAUCCCGGUCUCAAAGUUCUUCUCUCGUACGGAGGAUACAACUUUGGUUCAGAAAUUUUCACUGCAGUGGCAAAGUCUGAUACGAAGCGAAAGAACUUUAUCGAUUCGGCCAUUGCAUUCCUCCGCAAAAAUAAAUUCGAUGGUUUCGACUUGGACUGGGAAUAUCCACUCGGUGUCGCCAAAGAACAUGCCAACCUUGUCAAGGUUCUGCAUAGAUCACGUUUCUUAUGGCCAUAUUAA
Messenger RNA from Gongylonema pulchrum, 396 nucleotides. NCBI's taxonomy places the organism in Eukaryota, Metazoa, Nematoda, Chromadorea, Rhabditida, Gongylonematidae. The record is from the annotation of a GenBank genome assembly.